This is a messenger RNA of Branchiostoma floridae (Florida lancelet), 2570 nucleotides long. Its product is annotated as ZP domain-containing protein-like. NCBI's taxonomy places the organism in Eukaryota, Metazoa, Chordata, Leptocardii, Amphioxiformes, Branchiostomatidae. The record is from RefSeq and is a predicted model, not a curated record.
UGUGGCGCAGAGCAGGGAAGCUGGUGCGUCGGUGGUAUUGGACAGCAAGACAAGUACGCCUUCUGCGCCAGAGACCGGAUUGUCACGGCUCCACCACCCCGGCAAACAACCACUGCGCCCAAAGGGCCGAGGAACUGUUGCGGUAGCAUACUGCGACACGAGACGGAAGAGGCUGACCAGUCCACUAGCUACAAGGUUCCAGACGGGUGGACCAUGUGCUACAUCGACCAGCGCGACUCUGCGUACUACAACACCCCGUGCCGGGACCUCCUCCAGGGAAUUCCCGGGUACGAGAACGCCGACCAACUGCUCGCAGCCGGAGGAAACUUCGGGUGCUGGCACGGGAACACCGGUAGUUCACCUGGAGCGGCAUUCGCGACAAACAACGUCAUUGAGAUGAGCUGCAGGGAUAACAUACAGCAGACGAACCAGCUGGCAUCUUGGAGUCCGAGUACAACCACAUUUGGCGUUUGUAUCAAGGGCAUCGAAUGUGAGCCGAUUGCUACAACUGCAGUAGCGCCAACCAAAGACCCGAAGAUUCAACCAGUCACACCCAUGCCAGUGCAAGACUUGAUUGCCUCCACCUCCUGCACCAAUGACUACAUGGAACUGUCCAUCCCUGUGGAUGAACUGACCGACAUCACCAUUGACGACCUUUACUGGGAGCCUGAUCAGAACUGUGGUGCCACAACUAACGGUACCCACUACCUUUUCCGUACUGAACUGUACGGAUGUGGCACCAAGGUGUCUUUCGACCCGAAGUACGUCAUCUUUCUGAACACCAUCAACAUCCUGACUAUGGAACAGAAGAUCGGAGUCAUCACACGGGAUGGCGGCAUCAGGAUUACUUCCAAGUGUGAGUACAAGCGCGAGCAAUGGGUGGACUCCACCUUCCUGCCCAUCCCGGGCGGCCUGAACUUUACUGAGGAGGGGUUCGGGCAGCUGGAGGUCCGUCUCUCCAUGUUCCCCACAAGUCAGUACCAGACCCCGUUCCUGGCGGACCAGUACCCCGUCCACUUCAAACUGCGUCAGCGCAUCUUCAUGCAGCUGGAAGUGCAGGGACACGCGCAGAACCUCGCCGUGCUGGCGCUGAACUGUAAGGCAACCAUGUCACCUGAACCUAACGACACUCUGCAGUAUCAACUCAUCAACGACGGAUGUGCUUCCGACCCAACCCUGGAUAUCUUCAGUAUCGACGACCCCAGUAAGGAACGCUUUGGAUUUGAAGCGUUCCGCUUUAUCAAAGAGGUGAAGACGGUGUACGUGCACUGUGAGGUGAUGGUCUGUAACGCCGCGGAUCCUGGGUCCCGCUGUGCUCAGGGUUGCGUUGCAAGACGCAAAAGGGCCGCUGAGGAGGACGUCGACAUGAUCGGCCGUCACAUGAUCUACCUUGGACCAAUCGCCUUGGAUGACGAAGACGUCGACGCAGUCGCAGCUGAAAGCAGCCUGCGCGAACGCCGCGGUGCUCCCUGGUCCCUGCUGGCUGCCGGAGGAGGUCUGAUGGCGCUCGCCCUUGCCGUGAUGGGCGCGGCCAUCGUGCUGAAGCGGUCCCGCCGGGAGAAGUGGGCCUACCAGGCGCUGGCUCACGUGGAGGAGGAGGGAGACGGGGAGGAGUAGGGCCGGACUACAGGCCAGCGAGGCGGACGUAACGUUUAACACCCUUACGUCAAGAUGUAACAACCUAUUUGGUUGGUGCCUUGCGGCCUGACUGUUUUAUUCCGGAUCCAUUGUGACAGUUUCAAGAGCAGCAUUUUCGGAUGAUCAACUAUAUGAUAUCCUUUCAGAAAUAAUCCGCCAUGUCUUCUUUCAAGAAACAACAAAUUAACUUUAGCCUUGGAAAAAGAUACAUUCUUACCUCCAUUCACAACUUUUGUCAACCAUUCACAGACCAGUACUUCUUUUCUAAACGACGUAGAUCCACUUGUCUUUUCUAUAAACAAUAUUGUCAAUACUACAUUACAUUCAUCCCCAUAGAGUUGAAAGCUAAACCUACAAUCACCAUCCAGAAAUGCUGCUCGCUAUGGCGUUGAUUAAGUGAUGUUCUACCCAGUUAUUCUGCUAUAGUAGUCAUAUAUCUAUGCAUUAAAUCCAGCACUUGCAUUAAUCAAGAUAAUGUAUCCAAGAUAUUAUAUACAGGUAUAACAUCUAUCACAUUAAGUAAUAGCCUGGUAUCUAGCCUUGUAGGGGCUGUUGUGAAGUGGCCCGAAUCGGGCUGGAUACCAGGCUAGUUACUAUGUAAGGAAUGUUCCAUAAACAAGAUGUUCGCAGUUUUUUUUCAGUUUGCUUUCCAAUUGUCCUAAAUGUUUUCCAAAAGCAUAUGUGCAAGAUAAGAAAAGAGGCUCAUUGAUGAAGAAAACCCGUAUUACCAUGUAAGGCGAAAACGUAUGUUAUAUCCCAUACUGUUAUGCUACGUUUUGUAGUAGUAUCAUCAUCAUCAUGUAUCACUAUGGGAAGUAAGCCCAAAAGACACCAGGGCACCGUAAAAGAUAAUUACAAGUAUACCACCUUAAUCCGAAUUGAAUUUUUAAAACACAAGUAACGAAACCUGACAGGAGACACUACUGAUACUA